AAAUUGCUAGAUCUCCCAAGCAUUAUAGUCGUUUUCUGAAUCAAUGCAUUUUUUUUAACGAAAAAUACACUUAUUUAUCUUUUAUAGAAUUCGAUUUCCAGAAAAAUGAAGAGCUAUUCCGUAAUCACCGUGUCAAUCGUUUUGGCCUUUUUUGCGGCCAACACGUCUGCACACAAUUCGUUCCUCGGACAAGACAGUUGUGACAUAAAGUAUCACUUUCACGAAAAUUUGGCUUCGAUCCUCGAGAACGACGUAGGCAUAGCAGCAAUCAAUGAAGUGCGACAGAACUUAAAAGAUAUUUGCUUGGACCCGAAAGCCCACAAUGCAAUCGUUUCCCUAACCGACGCGAUCACCGACGUGACGACGAACACCAAUGUCUCGCAAACUCUGGGAAAUGUAUUCUACUGGGCCAGGAAGGUCAUGAAGGACCCUAACUUCCGUAUCGUUUGGCACGAGUCAAUGAAGGGCGUAAACAUGUGUUUUGAUAAACUCCCGUUCACCAAGCAGAUAACAGACGUGGUAUUAAAUAACUUUAAUUUAUUGUUGACACAUCCCAAAUUCGACACCGAAUUUGAAACGGUGAUCAAGAAUAUAUCCAAGCUGAUCAACUUCCGCAAAAACUUCAUGUUCAAAGCUGCAACUGCUUUCCUUCCCAAAGGCCGACCGAUGAGACGUUCAAACUCCAGAAAUGGUCAACAAUAAUUGCAAUAGAGUUGUAUGUGUCCACGCUGCACCGAAAAAAAAUAUAAUAAAUUUAAAAAAAGAAUAACGAAGCGAUAACAUAUAUAAGCAUACAAGUAAAAUUAAAAAUAACUUAAAAAAAAUUGUAUUCCAAAAUGUUUUCCAUUUAUAUAAAACAAAUAAUUAUUGUAAACCACGUUUGCUCCAUUAUUUGUAACCAUAAAAUUAUUGUACAUAAAAUUUAAUAGGAUCCACACCAUCACACGACUGUAAUACGAAUUAUAAGACAAUAAAAUUACAGUCGAAUUUCUCGUUAA
Molecule: messenger RNA, 998 nt
Organism: Aphis gossypii (cotton aphid)
Lineage: Eukaryota; Metazoa; Arthropoda; Insecta; Hemiptera; Aphididae
Exons: 2
Coding region: 106-702 (198 amino acids)
Source: RefSeq, a predicted model, not a curated record